AUGGACUUUUCGGGACGAAAAAUCGUAGUUACUGGAGCAGGAAAGGGGAUAGGACGAGGAAUUGCGCAGAAACUCGUUCAACUAGGAGCAUCCGUAUACGCUGUCUCACGAACACAGUCUGAUCUUGAUGGCCUCAAAGCAGAGUUAGGAGAGAGGCUGAUUCCGAUCCAAUGCGACGUCUCAAGCUGGAACGAUAUCGAUCAAAAACUCGGAGCACUAGAAGGGAUCGACGGACUCGUGAACAACGCUGCUGUGGCGAUUUGUCGACCAUUUUUGGAAGCAACCGAGGCAGAUUUCGAUACCCAAAUGAACAUCAAUGUAAAAGGUGCGAUGCACGUGGCUCAAGUAAUCGGCAAAGAUAUGGCGAAACGGCAAAGAGGGUCGAUUGUUAACAUUUCUUCACAAGCUUCCCAAGCUGCCCUAGCAGAUCACGUGGUCUAUGGAAUGACAAAAGCCUCCCUUGAUAUGCUCACGAAAAUCAUGGCGCUUGAGCUUGGUCCGCUCGGAAUAAGAACUAAUGCUGUCAAUCCGACGGUGGUUAUGACUGCGAUGGCGAAAGUAGGAUGGUCUGACCCAGCUAAGGCAGGUCCUAUGCUUGCCAAAAUUCCACUCGGCCGAUUUGCUGAGGUCGAAGACGUAGUAGGGCCGGUGCUAUAUCUUCUUUCAGACCUUUCUUCAAUGGUUAAUGGAACAACUCAUCCAAUCGAUGGAGGAUUUUUAGCUCACAUAGAGACUGAGUCUAUUUCUCGUUUCGUCACACUUUCUGAGCACAAUUACGAUUUUGAGGAUACAAAGAGAGACAUAGAGAGAGAAGAUAAGUGCAACAUGAAGCGAGUGAAACUUAUUUUUCUUGGGAUUAUCAUCAUCGAUAAAGGGAGCAAAAGAGCAAUAAAGCUCAUUCUCGCACUCGGCGGUUUUGGAAUUUCUGCAUAUUUAUACGCACAAGUCCCAGAUCCUCGAAAUGUGCUAUCAAUGGUGCCACUCUGUUUUAUGGGGUACGCUGUGUUCGUAACACUCCUCGGAGCAUUGGCAGGAAAAUGCCAGAGCCACUGGCUUCUGCUCUUCCAUCUUAUUUUCGGCUUUAUCGCCAUCAUUGGGUUCAGCGGAAGCACGGUUAUCAGCGGAAUGUGGCUUGGCAAUAAAACUAUAGUGCCGAUAUCAAGCUUGGACAAUUCUACACUGACUGCCUUCCGAGAAAUCUGUAACCUAGACAACCUUGGCACGGAUUUGGACAGGAUAGAAGCUAACAACGGCACCGAUACUGAAGAGCCAUUUCCAGGAAUCAACGUUGACCGCAGCACUGUGCUUGACUUUAUGGGGCUUUUCCGCCUUUGCGACGCCAGUGAAUUGGCAACAGAUAUUAUUCUCGGUCGAACUAGUGAAACAACCGCUUAUCUUGUCAACAUCAUCAUGGCUUUAUGCAUUUUUUCAGGGACCUGCUUCGUUUUUUAUUCAUUGACAUUUAUCACUGGAGUCUGCUUCAUGAAUGAAAUCAAAACAUAUGGCUGGUCGGCAUAG
Molecule: messenger RNA, 1518 nt
Organism: Oikopleura dioica
Lineage: Eukaryota; Metazoa; Chordata; Appendicularia; Copelata; Oikopleuridae
Source: the annotation of a GenBank genome assembly